Suillus fuscotomentosus is the source of this 894-nucleotide messenger RNA. RefSeq lists its product as uncharacterized. The transcript has a single exon. Gene Ontology annotation, molecular function: zinc ion binding; nucleic acid binding. The coding region runs from base 1 to 894 and encodes 297 amino acids. The record is from RefSeq and is a predicted model, not a curated record. Lineage: Eukaryota; Fungi; Basidiomycota; Agaricomycetes; Boletales; Suillaceae.
AUGCCUGCCUCCAAGAAAUCCUCUUCCUCUUCCACAUCCUCUCUUGACAUUCAUCGCUCUGACCUUGCUCUCUGUAAGAGACAAGCCCUUGUUGAAGCUGCCCUGUUAUCUCAUGACUGUAUCCUUCCCCUCGAAUCAUUUUUCUAUGAAGAUCUCAAUGCACUUGCACAGAUCACCACCUUCCAUGCCGCCGACCUCACCAUCGCCUAUACCAACUCCAUGAUGAUCGACAACAAAGCUAGACUUGUCGUCUCCCAGCAAGUGAAGGUCAAAUACCUCACUCUCUGUCGUUUGAUGGACAAAGGAAUUGAGUUGGCCAUGGCUCUUCCUGACUUCCCUAGACCAGACGAUUAUUUAUGUUCCUCUUGUUAUUCUAUUUCCCUUUCUCCAGAACCCAUGACACAGACCGUCCCAACUUCCCCUUCGUCCUCAGAUGAUGAUACCCCCAUCCCUGCUCCACCCAGAUCCCAACUUGCUGUCCACUCCCUGGGAUCCCCGCGCCGAAGCCGACAGAAGAGAAGAGAGACCAUCUCUCUCAGUGUCAGACUUUCUCGUCCUAUUAACUAUACGCCUGCUCCUUCUGUCAAAGAAGAAGAACCAGAAUAUGUCUCCCAAUCCAUCUGGGCCCCCUCUGAAGAAACAUUCGAUGACCGCAAUGGCGUCGACUAUACCACCAUCACCUGCCGCUACUGCAAUGAGGAAGGCCACUGUCAGAUCAAAUGUCCCAAAUACUUCUGUCGUGUCUGCAAUAAACAUGAACCACACCACCUCUCAGCCAACUGCCCAGACCUUAAGGGCAAGCACAUUAUCUCUGCCAAGCCUGGCACCCACGCAUUCCAUUAUCAGCUCAGGCAAUGGGAGAAUGAAAGAGACAAUAGUGGUCCUCAAAGUUAA